AUGGUGCGGUCGUCACCGCUCACUCCUGGGGUCCACGUGGUGCAGAGGGAGACACAGCUCCAGGGGAACGGGAAUGAGCACGGCCUGGCUUGUCCCCAAGACCCCAGAGGACAGGCUGUGGCCCUGGAGGAACAGCCCAAGCACGCUGGCCGUGGUGUUCCAGUGGCUCAGGCCAACGGCUUCCCUCUCCCCUCCGGCUACCGCCCCCCUGACCCUGGCCCACAGCCCCGAAUUUCCUUCCAACCUGGCUGGGAGCAGGCCGUGCGGUCAGCCCAGCGGAUCUCAGGUGAGACACCCCAUCUUGAUUUCCAUCCCUACAUCCAGCUUUGGUUUGGCAUCUGCCUGGCUCCCAGCCCGGCCACCACAGAAGAGGAGCGGCAGGUCAGAAGGACCGCGGGCAGCAGCAGUGGGGAUGACGGAGGAGUGGACGCGCCUAAAGAGACGGUCAGGAGGGGUACGCUGCUCACAGUGUCUGGUCCUGUGCAGUCAGCGCUGCAGAAGGAAGGCAUGCAGCGGGCUGCCCUGGGGCUGCUACGGUCUCAUCUGGAGAGGCUGCCAUCACUUUUGCUCACCUUCACUGACAAAAGCAGAGACUUGUCUGACCCCACCAAGAGCAGGGACUGCCCCUCAUGUGACUGGAAGGAUGAGAAACCGUGUCGGCAGAGAGACCCGGAGGACGCCCCCCAAACCCGCCCGGAGACAAACCCGCUGGGAGAGCUGACCGGCUACCCUUUGGGGGAGGUUUCAGGGGUCGUGCAGUGCAGAGGCUCUCACUCCCACCCCUCACUCAGAUGUGGUAAAGCUUUUCUGGGACCUGGGACCCUGCAGAGCUUUCUGCAGCCUCUGCUCUGUGUGAGAGAAGGCAGGGCUGGCUGGGCUUCUGCCAUCGAGGGCAUCCCGUCCCAUCUCCCCCUGGGCCGAAUCCGUGGCCCGGGCUCCGGGGCCAUGGAGCAGAUGCCGAGGGAGCGAAGGGAACCUUGGCUACCUGCUGACCAAGAUGGCUUUAAAGUGCAGGCGGAACUCCUCCGGGCAGCAUCGCGGGCCGAGCAGCGUCUCAGAAGUGGAGAGGGGCAGGCUGCCCAGCUGUCUCUGGUCACCUCCAGCGACCGGCCCAUGGGCAUUGACAGCCCUGAAGGUGCCGCCCGACUCGGCAUCUCCAUCUUGCAGACAGGUAGCAGCAGCUUGAGAAACAUUCCUUCUGAUGUUCUAGUUACAGGCGUCUUUGAAUAG
This is a messenger RNA of Rangifer tarandus platyrhynchus (Svalbard reindeer), 1230 nucleotides long. The record is from the annotation of a GenBank genome assembly. NCBI's taxonomy places the organism in Eukaryota, Metazoa, Chordata, Mammalia, Artiodactyla, Cervidae.